Messenger RNA from Gasterosteus aculeatus aculeatus (three-spined stickleback), 946 nucleotides. NCBI's taxonomy places the organism in Eukaryota, Metazoa, Chordata, Actinopteri, Perciformes, Gasterosteidae. The record is from RefSeq and is a predicted model, not a curated record.
CAUUUUUAGUUAUAAAACAUGACGUUGUUUUUCUAAGAAAUGACUUGACAGACAUCUGAACUGCCGAUCAGCCCUGAACUUCCUCGUUUGAGGGGUUUGUCAGCUGCUUGCGUGAAUGACCCUUCCUGCCUUUAGUUCCUCUUCUUUCUUUUAACUUCUACAUUCUGUGUUCUUAUAGCAAACCUCUUCCUCUUCUGCUUUUUAACGGUGCAUCGCUGCAUCUCCUGAAGCAUCACCUUUACAAACGCUCGAUCGGUGCAGUAGUGGAAACCACUGGCAGGAUUUAUUUCACCUGAUUGAGCAUCUAAUCAACCAGCUCAUAGUAAAGUUACUCCUGGUGGUCAGAAACUCCACUGAGUCCCUUUUUUAAAUUCUGUAUUUUGUACAAAUUCCACCUUCCUUCCUCCCCUUUGUAUUACACGUCUCCGUACUGUGUCCCAUCACAUUGACCCCCCUCCACCAGGUGGGGGCUGGACGGAUCCAGAGUUGGCGGACUUCGAGCUGCUGGUGAUCAUGAGCGCCACGAUUGAACCGACCUCGGCCACCUCCCAGGUGCGCACCUCCUACCUGCCGGAUGAGAUCCUCUGGGGCUACGAGUUCCCCCCCGUGGUCUCCCUCUCCCCAUCGGGGAAGUACGUGGCGGACUUCGGUUUCUUCGACAAAGUGGCCAAGACCAAGACGGCGCCCGUCUUCAAACCGUGCAGCCCGCAGCGCGCGUACCAGAGCAACGGGGCCGGGCCCGUGCCAGAUGUGUCCGAUCCAGAGAAGAUCCGUCUGGAGCAGAACUACCGGGACAGAGGGGGGGAACGAGGCCGGGCGAGAGACACUCCCCUCAGUGUUCGCAUCAGCAACGUGUGAACGGUGACGGAGUGGAAGGAAACAUCACGUGGAAACAGCUCGGACACUUUUAGACUGAAUAGAACCUCUGGACGACGUCUGGGGAGAU